Molecule: messenger RNA, 2553 nt
Organism: Rhagoletis pomonella (apple maggot)
Lineage: Eukaryota; Metazoa; Arthropoda; Insecta; Diptera; Tephritidae
Product: type 1 phosphatidylinositol 4,5-bisphosphate 4-phosphatase-like
Biological process (GO): phosphatidylinositol dephosphorylation
Cellular component (GO): plasma membrane; phagocytic vesicle membrane; lysosomal membrane
Molecular function (GO): phosphatidylinositol-4,5-bisphosphate 4-phosphatase activity
Source: RefSeq, a predicted model, not a curated record
AAUACGAAAACACAACUAUUUUUAGGCAGACGUCAUAUGGCCUUGAGUUGUGUCAACUUAUGGGAAUACGGGGUUGUAAAUACUCUGCAUAGACGCAGUUAAAAAUACAUCUAUGUAAACACAGGACUACGUUGAAUUUUUGAGUUCGUUGCAUUCUCAUGCAACUCUGUGCAAGUCAUUUCGGUUCGUUUGGGAGGAUUCCGACUAGUUCUCAAAAAUACAGCGGAAAAAUUGUUACGGAAGUAAUCAGUUUCCAACAAGAAGCGCACGCGGUUGAAUAGAAACAGCCAAAAUAUUUGCUGUGAAUCAACCAGACCGGCCCCAACAACCAGCUGAGGGAUCUAUUGUAGAACAGAGCAAUAAAGUGAUUGUUUUUCUGUGCAGCGUAUCUAUUCAGUGCUGUGGUUUAUUAUGGCUGAUCCGGAGAAACAGAGCCUCAUUAACAAUGAAGAAACCAAUAAUACGUAUACCACCACCUCCCCGCCAGGCGUUGGUACAGGCAGUGUAGGCGGCGGCGAAGGAGGACCAGUUAUUUCCGCAGGUGCUAAUUCAGCUGAAGGCGGCGUUUCUCAAGCAAAUGUACCAUUUGUGGGUCCCGAUGAAGUGCCACCACCGUAUCAGGCCAACACUGGCACCGGUGUACCAAUGGUUACAUGUCGCGUGUGCCAAAAUAUGAUCGAUAUCACAACAAAACGAGAUCAGCACGUAGUGAAAUGCAGUCAUUGCAAUGAGGCAACGCCAAUACGCAACGCUCCUCCAGGCAAGAAGUACGUGCGUUGCCCAUGCAACUGUCUGUUGAUUUGCAAGAGUUCAUCGCAGCGCAUUGCUUGUCCUCGGCCAAAUUGUAAGCGCAUUAUUAAUUUAGCACCAAGUCCGGUUACGCCACCCGUACCGGCCAUGCCGGGCAUGUGUCGUGUUACUUGCGGUCACUGUUCAGAUACAUUUCUGUUUAACACAUUUCACAAUGCUCUAGCGCGUUGUCCCCACUGCAGGAAAGUGUCAUCUGUUGGCUCGCGCUUUGCUUGCGGACGCGGUAUGUUGUUCGCUGUACUUGGAAUGUUGUUUUUCAUUGCGGGCAUUGGUAUUACUGUUGGCACAUACAAAUACGCACAGGAUCACGGUGGUAUUAUAAUUGCUUAUGUUGGCCUCUUUCUGAUCGCAGCCUUUUUAUUAGCACGUUCGGUUUACUAUUUCCGUUUAAAAGUGAGCGCUAUAGACGGUCCAAUGUAAGGGCGAAUUUAAAUGUUUUUGUAUCAUUCCUUUUGAUAUUAACAAAACAAUUGAAAACAUAAAAAACUUAUAUUCAUAUAAACAAAGCCAGAGGGUAGUAAGCGAAAAGCAACUAAAAAGGCAGGCAUAAAAGAGCAAAGAGUACUACUUUUUACACAUAACAUUCAAAGGAAAUUUAAAUUGAUGCAAAAUCCAAAAAGGGUACACCGUAACUUCGCAAAAGAAAUAUGCAAUCGAACAAAGCUGUAUUGUAAUUGCAAACGAAACUCGAGUGCGUGAAUAACUACAUUAAACUAUACAAUUUGGAUUAAAAAUAUAGACUUAGUCUCAAUAAAGUAAAUAAGUGCUAAUGCAUGUAAAUGUUAGCAUGAAAGCUAUAAUUUUAAAUAAAAAAUAAAACAACAUGCAAAAUCUGUAAACUUUUUGUAUAACAGUUUAAAAAAAUUUAAUUGAUUUCACUUGUUUAGCAAAUAUCUGGUUACUGGAAGGACCAAACUGAAAAUUUAGUUUACUUGAAAAUCGCGCCCAAACAUCGCAUUAAAUGCGGAAAUAUGCUGCACUAGUAGAAAUACGGCAAUCAAAAAGGUGAAGACUAAUUUUUCAUUUGGAAAGUACACAGUUUUACAAAGAAGCUAAACGUUUGGAAACUCAAUUCACAUUUAUGUUAGGUUAAAUAUCGGGCUACAGCACUCUGCUUUAUAUAUAUAUAUUUUUUUAAUUUGUGAUUAGUCCUUUUUGCUUACCCAUUUGCUACUGUAAUUCUUUUAUCGUAAACUAUGUAUAUGCUUGUAAUCUUUGAUUGUGAAAGUUUAUGUUCUCUGGCUAAUACAUAUUCAUGCAUACAACAAAGCAGUAAGCUAAGAUUAUUCAACUUUAAAAAAACACAAAAAAAAUGAAACGAAAAUCCCCGCUUCCGUUGCAAAUCAUCGUGGAUUUGUAGUCUAUCAAAUAUAAAACGACAAAAUGUUGCUGUAUGUUGACAAUUUUCACGUGUAAGAAGUUGUUUCGCGGCUGGCGUAAAAUGAUGUUUGUUAUAAUUAGCUUAUAAUAAUUUGGGUCACUCAACAAUGAUAAAAGAAAAUAUGUAUUUAUAAAAAAUAGCAAUUACGGCCUCGAAUUUCUCAAACGGUUCACGCUAAUGAAAAUGCAUUCGCCAGUGUAGAAAAAAAAUAAAGGCAAGUAAACCGGAAAACAAAUCUGAAUUCUAUAAAAAAAUCAUUUAAUAUUUACAAAUAUGAUUAAAUGAAAUAUUAUGGAACUUAUACAAUUAUAUUUAGAUUAUUACGACAUACUGUAAAUAAAUAAAAUUAAAACCAAAUAAAA